AUGGACGUUCCCGGCGUGGCCCUGAUCACCGGGGCGGCUUCUGGUAUUGGUGCCGCUUGCGCCCAUACGUUCGCUCGCGAUGGAUGCUCAGGUCUGGCGCUUCUAGACGUCAAUGGACCCGCUCUCGAGAACCUCAAGGCCGAGAUUCUCGCCGCGCGUUCCUCCCGGGACCAACAGCUGCAGCACCCUCCAGCCAGUGCCGACAAACCUCCAUUCCGCAUCGAGACCUACAUGUGCGACGUCACCUCCGAAGCUGAUGUGGCCGAGACUCUGACGCAGGCCGCUGAGACCUUCACCCGCCUCGAUUACGUUGUCUCCGCGGCAGGCAUAGCCAAGAAGCACGCAGGCGGUGCAGCACACGCAACCCUACCCGACUGGCAGCGCGUGCUGGACGUCAACCUCACGGGCACGUUCCUCGUGCUGCGGACCGCAGCACAGAUCAUGCUGACGCAGGCCCCGCUGCGCUCCAGCAUCGAUGGCCGCGAGCUGCAGCGCGGCGUCAUCGUCAACUUCUCGUCCAUCCUGGGGGCUGUCGGUGUGCCGCUGAGCACUGCUUAUACGGCGAGCAAGCACGGUGUGUUGGGCCUGACGCGCACGGCGAGCGAGGAUCUCGCGGCCCAGGGUGUGAGGAUCAAUGCUGUCUGCCCUGGGUAUACGGAGACGCCGAUGACGAUGGGUGAUGCGGUGGUCAAAGAGGCAAUGGACGAGAGGGUUAGGACGAUGGUGCCGAUGGGGAGGAUGGGCAGACCGCAGGAGAUUGCAGAUGGGGUGGUGUAUUUGGCCGGGGGACGAAGUAGUUUCGUUUGUGGGAGUGCAUUGUUCGUUGACGGAGGUUAUACACAACGCUAA
Molecule: messenger RNA, 849 nt
Organism: Cyphellophora europaea CBS 101466
Lineage: Eukaryota; Fungi; Ascomycota; Eurotiomycetes; Chaetothyriales; Cyphellophoraceae
Exons: 2
Coding region: 1-849 (282 amino acids)
Molecular function (GO): oxidoreductase activity, acting on the CH-OH group of donors, NAD or NADP as acceptor
Source: RefSeq, a predicted model, not a curated record